AUGCGAAAAUGGAAAACAAAUUGUGGGGAAUCUGCAGGAAGUUUGACGACGAAUACGAAAAAUGGUGAAAUCCAGAAAGUUCUGGAAACAGAAGAAGCCUGCUUGAACUCUCGACCUCUAUCACCUAUUUCGGCUGAUCCAACAGAUCUUCAGCCUUUGACUCCAGGUCAUUUCCUAAUAGGAGCUCCAUUUUUGUCGAUAACAGAACCAAAUGAUUCUGUAGAUUCUUUGACCUUGUCUUCUAGAUGGACUUUAAUUCAAAAACUUAGAGCUAAUUUCUGGAACCGUUGGAGCGUAGAAUAUCUUACUCAUUUGCAGAACCGCUCAAAAUGGAAUCAAGUGAGGUCCAAUCUCAAGGCAGGACAACUGGUCUUGUUAAAGGAUAAAAACAAGACACCCAUGAAGUGGACACUAGCUCGCAUCGAGGAAACCUUUCCUGGUGCAGAUGGACUAGUACGUGUCGUAGACGUCAGAACAUCAGAUGGAAUCUUUCGCCGAGCCGUCUUCAAUAUCAGUCCACUCCCAUUUCCAAAUGAUGUUGGACAAUCGUCCAACGGGGCCA
This is a messenger RNA of Stegodyphus dumicola, 562 nucleotides long. RefSeq lists its product as uncharacterized. The record is from RefSeq and is a predicted model, not a curated record. NCBI's taxonomy places the organism in Eukaryota, Metazoa, Arthropoda, Arachnida, Araneae, Eresidae.